AUGUUCAAGAUUGCAUCGCCCGUGGCUCUCUCCAGCAAGGUGCGCCUCGCCUGCCUGCCCAGCGCCAACCAGAUCCUGCCCAACAACUACCCGUGCUACGCCACGGGCUGGGGAUCCCUCGACACCAGCGGCCCCUUCCCCAGCGCGCUGCAGCAGGCCAGCCUGCCCGUGGUGGACUACGCGACGUGCAGCCAGCCCAGCUGGUGGGGGAGCAGCCUGAGGAGCAGCGUGAUCUGCGCAGGGGGCAGCACCCGCUCUGCGUGCUAUGGUGAUGGAGGUGGCCCACUGAAUUGCCAGCGGUGGGACAAUGCCUGGGUGGUGCAGGGAAUCGCCAGCUACGUCUCAUCUCUGGGCUGCAACACGAUCCGCAAGCCCACCGUGUUCACCCGCGUGUCAGCCUACAACAGCUGGAUCAGCGCUGUCAUGAGCGUGUACCGUGAAGCCCCGAAGCUCGCCGAAGGAGAGCAGAGCGUCAACAGCGGAGUCAAUGCCACAAUUGCCGCAUUCAAGAAGCCACAGGCUUAA
This is a messenger RNA of Petromyzon marinus (sea lamprey), 525 nucleotides long. The record is from RefSeq and is a predicted model, not a curated record. NCBI's taxonomy places the organism in Eukaryota, Metazoa, Chordata, Hyperoartia, Petromyzontiformes, Petromyzontidae.